UCUUUCCUUCCAUCAAAGUUUCAUGUUUAAUACCAGACUAUAUCAAGACAGAUGGUUAGUCCAAAACACACUGCCCUACAUAUUACCGUACUUGGAAGUAGACGAUGUUUUAAAUCUAUCACAAACAUGUGAGUUAUGGAAAUCAGUUUUACAGGAAUACUAUUUUGCGAGAACAUUUAUUCCCACUUGUUACGAUCACAAAGAUUCGCUUAUUGAAUAUGGCCCACAAGUUGAACGAUUACAAUUAAUGGAUAUAAAAUUUCAAAAUAUAUUAAAGGUAUCAGAGGAAGCCAGUUUCACUUCAAACCAAAACUCAAAAGAGUUUCUAGCAAAUUUCGAAAAUCUGAACCAUUUCAGUUUCUACACUUCCUCGAGGUUAAUUUUUAUUGAACGCCGCAACUACAUCAUCAACGAAUAUUUUUAUUGGAAAUCUUUGCUCAAUACUAAACUAACUUAUCUGGAUUUGGCGUUUCAUCUUCCAGCGACUUUUGGUAGAGAAGUUUUGAGAUAUUUGAAAAGUCUCGAAGUGCUAAAGUUGCACUUUUAUAGCGGAAUCGAUGAAUAUUUGUUUGAAUCUAUUGGGGAUUUGAAAUGUCUUUAUAAGUUGGAACUGUUGAAAGUUGAAGUGAAUGAAGAUAUGUCUAAAUUUUUACCAAUGUUUUCAAAUUUGGAUGAGCUUACUUUACUAAUAAGAGCCCCGUGUGAUACAAAUUAUACAGUUUUACUUAAAAAUGUAGCAGAAUUGUCUUCAUCUUUGAAAAAAUUUUGUUGGGUUGUAGCUAAAGUGACAAUGAGUGAUGCAUUUUUCGGGCUAAAUAGCCAGAAUUUUUUGGGUUUGAAUAAUUUAGUAGAUACUUUUGAUAAAAGAAUUUUAAUAGAAUCGUUGAGAAGGCAUUUGCCUUAUACUAAAAUAACCGUUGAAUUUGAUUAUGAGUUUCCUUUAGGGAUUAGGAAACAUUUUAAGAAGUGCUUUAGUUGCUGUAAAGAGGCAGAAACUUCCUUCGUUAGUUCUUAUGAUAUGGGAUGUGGAAUAACCAAUAAGUAAAUCUGAUUGUUGUUUUACUAUAUCAUAACUUAGGAUUGUAUUUUUUGUUGGAUAGGAAAAUCUCAUUAAAUUCCUAAAUUCUCCAAAAUAGCCGCGGC
Molecule: messenger RNA, 1143 nt
Organism: Ceutorhynchus assimilis (cabbage seed weevil)
Lineage: Eukaryota; Metazoa; Arthropoda; Insecta; Coleoptera; Curculionidae
Source: the annotation of a GenBank genome assembly